Messenger RNA from Aspergillus pseudoviridinutans, 1671 nucleotides. RefSeq lists its product as uncharacterized. The record is from RefSeq and is a predicted model, not a curated record. Bases 1 to 1671 code for a protein of 556 amino acids. Gene Ontology annotation, molecular function: transmembrane transporter activity. The transcript is spliced from 5 exons. NCBI's taxonomy places the organism in Eukaryota, Fungi, Ascomycota, Eurotiomycetes, Eurotiales, Aspergillaceae. Gene Ontology annotation, biological process: transmembrane transport.
AUGGAGUUGGUGGACAUCCAUAGAGCGGACGACGACAACUUCCGGCUAGAAUCCAAGCCGACGCAACAGGCUGGCGUUGCGCAUUCAGGAAAAGAGGUUGACCCUACCAAGGAAGCAACAUCCAGUCAAAACUCGCAGGAUGCUCCCAGUCUCCAAGGCGUCCAGUUGAUCGUUCUAUUAUCGUGCCUUUUCCUUGGUAAUUUCACCAUUGGAUUUGACAGCAGUUGUAUUGGCACCCUUCUUGUGAUUCUCACCGACCACUUUGACGCUCUUCAAGAUAUUGGUUGGUACCAAUCAACAUACUUGUUAACUUUGUGUGCGCCUAUCUUGGUGAUGGGCCGACUGUACACCUUCUACUCCAUGAAGACACUUUACGUGCUCUCUUUCACCAUCUUUAUCGCCGGCUCUAUCCUUACUGCUGCCGCACCAACGUCUACUGCCUUCAUCCUUGGCCGCGCAGUGAGCGGCCUCGGUGCAGCAGGAAUAAACUCUGGCAUGUACAUCAUUCUUGCACACACCGUUCCGCUAAAGAUCCAACCCAUCAUAUUCGGCAUUUGCGGCGCCGUAGAGUGCGCGGCGCUCGCUUUUGGGCCAUUGAUCAGCGGAUCAAUCGCUCAUGCCGACAAUUGGAGGAUCAACUUCUGGACUAUCGUGGGUCUGGGAAGCGCUGUUGCAUUAGGCGUGUCCGUCAGUAUAGGUCAUCUGCGCCAGAGUGCGGACGAGAAACAACUCAGUGUAACUCAGAGGUUGAAGCGUCUCGACUGGUAUGGGCUGGCGACAGAGCUUCCCAUGACGAUCUGCUUGAUCCUGAGUUUGCAAUGGGCUGGUACGGCGUAUGCUUGGUCGAACUGGAGAAUUAUCCUCCUGCUCACCGUAACCGGUGUGCUUGCCAUCCUUUUUUUUGUGGUUGAGCAUAUCGGUGGCAGUAACAGCAUGAUCCCCUUGCCAAUACUACGACAGCGAAAUGUCGCCUUCAGCUGUGCGGUUGGCUUUUGUAAUUUUGCCGCUUUGUGGAUCUUUGCCAACUACAUCCCCCUCUAUUUUCAAGUAGUGCGUGGAGCAGAUACCCUUCAUUCGGCUUUGAUGUAUCUACCGACCACGCUAAGUAUGUCCAUCUGCGCGCUGGCCAGUGGACCUGUUACAUCUACAAUCGGUUAUUUCAACCCAGCAUUACUUUUCGGCAGCGCGCUGAGUGUGACUGGAGCAGCAUUGAUGGCCACAUUCGAAACCCAUACGCCUGCAGCACGAUGGAUAGCUUACCAGAUCAUCUACGGUAUCGGCGUUGGUAUGGCAUUCCAGCCUCCUUUCAUCGCCCUGCAAACCGUGCUUGAGAAGCCACUUGUUCCUGCAGCCUUGGUACUGCUGAACUUUGUGCAGAUGCUCGGUGGCAUCAUCUUCCUAUCCAUCUCGCAGAAUGUGUUCCUGGACAAGCUGACAAACAAUCUUACACAAAACAUCCCGAAUUUUAACCCAGCCAUUGCCAAGCAAAAUGGCGCGACUGGUCUGAAGGGUUUGGUGCCCGUUGAUUAUCAACCACAGGUCAUACUGGCCUAUAAGUCUGCUAUCAUAGACGUAUUCUACAUCGCACUUGGUCUGGUUAGUGUUGGCCUGCUAGCUGCGCUCGGCCUUGAGUGGAGGUCAAUCAAGAAGGACGAUGAGAAGAAAGAGUGA